Molecule: messenger RNA, 807 nt
Organism: Closterium sp. NIES-67
Lineage: Eukaryota; Viridiplantae; Streptophyta; Zygnematophyceae; Desmidiales; Closteriaceae
Source: the annotation of a GenBank genome assembly
AACCAUUUUGUUUACAAAAUGGAGUCAUGCGUAGCAUUUCCCUCUUGCCUAGUCCUCUCGUCACCGUGCUCCAGGGCUACCGAGAGCAAAUCGCGCUGGUUAGCUUGCCACCUCACUCCGCGUAGCAUCCCGCUCCCCACUGCCCACCGCUACCCUAAUCCUGGGCAGUUAGGUUUUUUAGAAUUCUAAAAAAAACUAAUCCUGCUUGGCAUAUAUUCCCGCUUCCGCCACUAGCUGCGCCGAGCUGCCUGCAACCGCCCAUUACCUGCUCUUCCCCGCCGUCGGUGCUGGUGGGCUGCAAAGGGGAACCCACUUCCCGCCGUCGGUGCUGGUGGGCGACCCGCCGACCGCGCAUAGCUCAUCUCAACCCCGCGGCCAUGCCGUGUCACGUUGCUUUCCACAGCUAGAACCCAAGCAGGGAGGAAGAGAGGCGAUCGAGCAGGGAGGAAGAGAGGCAAUCGAGUAGGGAGGAAGAGAGGUAACCCACGGCCCAUGAGGAUGGAGGGUAUAGGCGUGGCGCACCCGGUCACAUGGCGGAACUAGUCAACCUGCAGUUAAAUUUGGGAGAACACCAGAGUUAUUGGCUGUUUAGUUGCUUGCUGCUUCCAAGCUUUUCAAAGCAGCUUGAACAAUGAACACCAAGUAGGCAUCUGACUGCUCUGGAAUUUGUUACAUAUAACCAUAGACUUCUGCAUGUAUGCAUAGAUCCUAGCCACCACCUUGAUCCUCGUAGCUACAGCCAUAGGCCCCCUGAAGCAUGUACCGGUAGCUUAUUCUUACGCCCCAGUAUAAUGCCCUUCCACAUUU